This is a messenger RNA of Carya illinoinensis, 3398 nucleotides long. RefSeq names its product protein FAR1-RELATED SEQUENCE 5-like. The transcript is spliced from 8 exons. The record is from RefSeq and is a predicted model, not a curated record. Bases 453 to 2099 code for a protein of 548 amino acids. Lineage: Eukaryota; Viridiplantae; Streptophyta; Magnoliopsida; Fagales; Juglandaceae.
UCGUUGACCGCCACGUCGGAUUAUGUAAAAAAAAACAAAAUUGGACGGAACCCUCGAAAUAAGAAAGCAUUUUCCAAACUCAAAACAGAGUUUUGGUCGUCCGGUUCCCUCUGCCUCGCGUUCGAUCAUACUUCUACGUUGGUCGGUCGUCUGGGUUGCUUCCGGCUCCAUCGUCGUAGCAUAGAAGUUCUGAGCAACAUUUUUCCAGUUCCGUUGUGGGUCGUGUUCGAUCAGCAGUUGGUAGGUUGGAAGAAAUAUUUCUCCAUCGUCCAUCGUCCAUCGUGGUGAUCGUGAGCUGCUGCUGCUUCCAUCCUUUUAGUAGCGUAGAAGAUUUGUGUACAAGAGGGAGAAACAAACAAACCCGCGGGAAACCGUAACCGAAGCUGCAAUGCGCUGAAACAGAGCUCCAUUUUGUGAAUCCGGGACCGUGGGUCUCCAUUUUGUUUGUCAGCAUGGGAAAAGGGGAAGAAAACCCAUCUCCUUCAACAUCAUCUAGCUCCAAUCCCCCAAGCUCGGACAUCCCAACAACUACUCCAAAUCCCCCAAAUUACAUCCACAGUUACUAUGGAGCAAUGCCUGCUUGGUCACCGGCUUUUAUGCCAUAUCCGGAUAUAUAUCAUUAUCCAACCAACAUGCAGAUGAAUGAUAGUUACCCAUUUGAACAUGGGAUGGGAACUCCAGUGGAGCUCAUGGAUACAAGCCCCAGAACCGAAGAAAGAGUUGGUCAAGAGGAUACAGCCAGUUUUAGGGAAACAGGAGCCCCGCCAUGUUCCACCUCUAGAGUUGAUGAACAAUGUGAAGAAGAUAGGACGAUGAAUUCACCAGAAACUGGUGAUGGCACUGCUGAGACACCUGAGUGUGACGAAAUGUAUGGUGGUGAUAUGAUUGGGGAGCCAAAAGUGGGGAUGGAGUUUAAUUCUUUUGAAGAAUUAAUGAGCUAUUAUAAGCUAUAUGCUAAGAAAUGUGGGUUUGGAUCCAUGACACAAAGAAGUGAGAGGGAUGCCGAUGGAGUUGUGAGAUAUGUGACCCUUGGUUGUGCCCGUGGGGGAAAGGCCCGGAAUAGGACGAUGAAUGUCGCGAAACCAUGCCCGACAGGAAAGACUGAUUGUAAGGCAAGGAUUAAUGCCUUAAAAGUUGAAGGAAAAUUACGGGUGACCACAGUCCAUAAUACCCAUAACCAUGGACUAAGUCCACAUAAAUCCCGCUUCUUCCGAUGUAAUCGCCAAGUUAGUGAGGCUGUAAAAAGAGUACUAGAUACUAACGACUUGGCUGGCAUCCGAAUGAACAAGAGUUUCGGAUCUCUUGUGGUUGGUGCGGGAGGAUUUGAGAACCUCCCAUUUUUAGAAAAAGACUGUCGCAACUACAUCGAUAAGGCAAGACAUCUCAGACUUGGAGCAGGUGGUGCUGGAGCGCUUCGAGACUACUUCUCUAGAAUGCAAUACAAGAAUCCAGGAUUCUUUACCUUGAUGGAUUUAGAUGAUGAUGGGAGACUAAAGAAUGUAUUUUGGGCAGAUCCACGGAGUAGAGCAGCUUAUGAAGCUUUUGGUGAUGUGGUAACAUUUGACACCACGUACCUGACAAACAGAUAUGGGAUGCCCUUCGCACCCUUUGUGGGUGUAAACCAUCAUGGCCAGUCGAUUCUCUUGGGAGCAGGGUUAAUUUCGAGUGAGGACACCGAGACUUUUACAUGGUUAUUUCAAACAUGGCUGCAGUGUAUGAAUGGUAUAGCCCCGCCGGCUAUUAUCACUGACCAAGAUAAAGCAAUGAGAAAUGCUAUAUCUAUUGUAUUCCCUAAUAGCCGGCAUAGAUUUUGCCUGUGGCAUAUUCUGAAAAAAGUCCCGGAGAAGCUUGGAUCCCAUCGUGCCUACAAAAGUGGCUUGAAAACUCAACUAAUGAAAUGUGUGUAUGAUAGUCAAAACAUUGAGGAGUUUGAGAAAUCGUGGGAGGAUUUGAUAUGCACAUACUCAUUGGAAGAAAAUGUCUGGUUGAGUAGUUUGUAUGCUGACCGCGAAGCAGUGGGUACCGGUAUUCCUAAAAGACUAUUUCUGGGCUGGCAUGAGUACUACACAACGAAGCGAGAGCAUGAAUGCAUUUUUUGACGGAUAUGUUCAUGCAAAAACUAAUUUAAAGGAGUUUGUGGACCAAUUUGACAAUGCCUUGAAAAAGAAGAUUGAGAAUGAAAUCAGCUCGGACUUCCACUCAUUUGGUGUUUCCAUUCCUUGCAUAUCUAGAUCUCCAAUCGAGAAGAGAUUCCAAGAGUUGUACACAAAUGCAAAAUUCAGGGAAGUGCAGCAGCAAGUUAUGGGUGUGCUCGAUAUGGAUCCAUCAUUACUUAGACACGAUGGUGUGACAAAGACAUAUUUGGUAGAAGAUGAAAUUCGUGUUGAGGAGUUCACUAAACAUGUUACAUACUAUGUGGACUUUAAUGUGAAAGAAUGCGAUGCUAAGUGUUCGUGUGGGUUAUUUCAGAUGAGGGGGAUACUAUGCAGACAUAUCUUGGCCAUAUUCAAGUCUAAUGGGAUAAAAUCAUUGCCAAAUAAAUACAUUUUAGAUCGAUGGAGGAAGGACAUCAAACGGAGAUACACGUUAAUCCACAGUAGUUAUGACACUGGUAGUCAACGGGAAGAUACUAACAGAUAUUCUAGUCUAUUGAAUAUCUGUUAUCAGAUGAUUACCCUUGCAGCAGGUUCGAAAGAUCAUACUGAGGAUGCUACUAAAAAGUUAUAUUCCAUGAUUGAGUUAUAUCAUCACGAGCAUCCAGCCCCUCCAAUGACUCAAACGGGUUCUGAUUUUGGUUGCACACCAAAUGCCACAGUUGGUAGUUCUCAGCAAGUACUCAGUCCAAGAGUUGUGCGAGGAAAAGGCAGACCCCCAAGUCUGAGAAGAGCAUCUAGGAUGGAGCAUGCUUUACGAAAAGUAAAAGCGAGGACGAAUAAAACAACUGUAGAGGGAAAACGUAAAGAGCGAGAUGGAGGAUAUAGGCCAGCCCAGGACACGCAUAGGAAUUUAUUUGGACCAUCUGAGAUAGAUAUCUAGACUGUCGCAAUGAGCUCAGCUCUACACAUGAGUGGAACCCAAAAUAUGGUCGGGAGUCAAGAAAGUAUGCAACUCGGGUUUGAUGGAUCACAAAGUGUGCAACAUGGGUUCAACAUGAGUGGAAAUUAAUGCAAUGAGAUAUGGGAUGCAGGAGUAUUAUUUUGUGCGGAUGUGAGUUGCUGAUUUUUACUAACUGGUGGGAUUCAGAAAGUUUUUAUGGAUGUUAAUGGAAGUUUAUUUCUAUUUCCAUUAAUCUGUGGUUUUUUCAUUGAAACAAGUUGAUGAAAGUGAGUGGCUUGGAGCAGAGGGCUCCUGCUAGUUUGCUUUGUAUUUUGUGCCAUUAAGUUUUAGGAUGCACAAUC